Messenger RNA from Suillus subaureus, 693 nucleotides. RefSeq lists its product as uncharacterized. Lineage: Eukaryota; Fungi; Basidiomycota; Agaricomycetes; Boletales; Suillaceae. The transcript has a single exon. The coding region runs from base 389 to 571 and encodes 60 amino acids. The record is from RefSeq and is a predicted model, not a curated record.
CUACAAAAUAAGAUGUUGAACGAAAGAAACUGAUCAUUGGCCACCAACUGGGAUCAUUUGAGACUAGGGUCAUAGUUGAGGAUGGUUGUAAGUGAGUGGGGAACUUAGUGGACAUAUAACAAUGAUGUUCAGGCUAGAUCUUAUAUUCCAUCACUCAGCCUCUAUAUGAUACGCCCAAAUCGGCGGAAUAUGAGAUGGAUAUCUAUUCCUGCCUCGAAACCCUUGACUGAUUGAUGACCGGAUCUUUGCAGAUUUAUAGUCAUCUAUCACAGGUCUGGGCAUGGUAUGACCGAUCCUCGAUGAGCGUCGGCAUUGGAUUGGCAGCGAUUGGCCUCGCUGGCCAAGACUGGGUCGUAGAGGCUAACAGCACAAAAUAGAAUGCGUUGAAAUGAAGCAAACAGAUAACCCACCUCAAACCCACCUAUUCCACAGACUGUCAACACCUUCUGCAACGCUUGUAAGCCCCUCGAUUCUCAAACCGCCUACUCCUCUGGCAUCUGUCGCAUUAUGCCCACCCCAUUGCUCUCUGCCUCAGUCAUCGGGCUAUCAUGCCACAGUGAGGAUGGGAUAAAAGCUAUGCACAAACGUUAUCGUAAAUAUUAGAAUCCAAUGCAAAACGCACUAACGCUAUCAAAGCCAGGCUGGUGGGUUCAUUUUUCUUUUUCUGUCUUAUCUUCCCGCGGUCCAUAUACG